Messenger RNA from Canis lupus familiaris (dog), 2513 nucleotides. RefSeq names its product solute carrier family 22 member 16 (gene SLC22A16). The record is from RefSeq and is a predicted model, not a curated record. Gene Ontology annotation, biological process: transmembrane transport. Bases 707 to 2308 code for a protein of 533 amino acids. Gene Ontology annotation, cellular component: membrane. NCBI's taxonomy places the organism in Eukaryota, Metazoa, Chordata, Mammalia, Carnivora, Canidae. The transcript is spliced from 12 exons.
CAACGUGGAUGGAACUGGAGGAUAUUAUGCUGAGUGAAGCAAGUCAAUCGGAGAAGGACAAACAAGCGUCAGCUGAGACUGAGGGGCUGGGGGCUGAAGGCAGUCACACCAGGGGUGAGUGAGAAGUUUUGCCUACGAUGGAGGACAGCUGAUCAAAGCUGCGGCAUGGAAGAAACUUCAAACGUCAGACCACAAAACCUGGGUCUGUCCCUGAUGAAGAGAGAGUGAGAAGGUUGCUCCUGGAAGAAAAUAUUUUAUAGAAAUGAGGGUGAAAGGACAUCUAGUGACACAAACAAGACAUGACCAUUAGGGGGAGACACCAGGGGUUUUGGCCUAUGCAACUGCUGCAAGAGGUAGCAGACCAGAUUUGGUCCGUGGGCUGUAGUUGGCCAACUCUUGGACUAUAUUAUGCUACCGAGGAGGAAUGUUAAAAGAGCUCAGAGGCCGGGGGUACUCUGACAUUUAGUGGAGACGGGAGAAGGAGGAGGAUCUAAGUGACCAAGAGAACAGCAAGCGGGAAGGUGAGAUGAAAAAUCACAGACUGGGGAAGCACAGACGCCAAGGAAGAUGUUUGAAGAAAAAAGACAAACUGAUAUUGUGGUACCAGUAAACAUUUUGGAACACUUUGAGAUUUCAGAUAGUCCUCUAUUUAAUAUGUGCCUUCCAGAACAUCUCUUGUGGUAUCCACUACUUGGCUUCUGUGUUCAUGACAGUGUCCCCCUACCAUACCUGCAGGCCUCCAGGCAACGUGAGUCGAGUUCUUUCCCACAAUAUCUCUAGUUGGAGGUUGGAGGACAUCUGGAUCCUGUUUUUCACAGGCCAUGAAGAUCGGAUUGUAGUACAGCUACAGAACGGUGAGGUCUGGGAGCUCACAAGUUGUCACAGAUUCCGGAGGGAUGAGAAGUCUGGUUUGAACUCUGAUUAUAAUGGUCCUAAGAGUAGCUUUCCUUGUGUGGAUGGCUACGUCUAUGACAAGAGCAAGUGGGACAGCACCGUGGUGACUCAGUGGGAUCUGGUCUGUAACCGAGAAUGGUUCGCAAAGGUGAUCCAGCCCGUAUUUAUGUUGGGAGUCCUGCUGGGAGCGAUGAUUUUUGGCUACCUUUCUGACAGGAUAGGAAGACGCCUUGUCUUGUGGUCCACAAGCGCUGGCAUAUUUUUCUUUGGCAUAGCAGCGGCGUUCUCGUUUGAUUAUUACAGCUUCAUGAUCGCACGCUUUCUUCUUGCCAUGUCUGGAAGUGGCUAUCUCGUGGUGGUGUUUGUCUAUGUGACGGAAUUUAUUGGCAUGAAGGCUCGGACGUGGGCAUGCAUCCAGAUGCAUUCCUUUUUUGCAAUUGGAACAAUGGUGGUGGCUUUGACAGGCUACUUUGUCAGGACCUGGUGGAUCUAUCAGAUAGUCCUCUCCACAGUGACUAUCCCCUUUGUCCUGUGCUGUUGGAUACUCCCAGAGACACCUUUUUGGCUUCUCUCAGAGGGAAGAUAUGAAGAAGCGCAAAAAGUAGUUGAUACGAUUGCCAAGUGGAAUAGGGCCAGCUCCUGUAAACUGUCAGAACUUUUGUCACUGGAUCUAAAUGAUCCUGUUGGUAAUGAACCCCUUGAAGUUAAGAAGCACAACCUAUUAGAUCUGUUUUGUGACUGGAAUGUUGGAACGAGGACACUUACUGUUUGGCUGAUUUGGUUCACGGGGUGUUUGGGAUUCUACUUCUUCUCCUUGAAUUCUGUUAAUUUAGGAGGCAAUGAAUAUUUAAACCUCUUCCUCAUGGGUGCAGUGGAAAUUCCUGCCUACAUCUUCAUGUGCUUGGGGAUGGACCGUAUAGGGAGAAGAAGCGUUCUGGCCUUCGCCCUUAUCUCAGGUGCACUGUUCUGUGGUGUGGUUAUGGUGAUCCCCAAGGAUUACUUUAUUUGGACUGUGGUGGUGACCAUGGCUGGAAAAUUUGCCAUAGGGGCGUCGUUUGGCCUCAUUUACCUUUAUACAGCAGAGCUGUAUCCAACCAGGGUAAGGUCGCUGGCCGUGGGGAGCGGCAGCAUGGUGAGCCGCAUGGGGAGCAUCGUGGCCCCGUUCUGCGUGUACCUCUCCAGCGUUUGGACCUUCCUGCCACAGUUGCUUGUUGCGAUUUUGGCCUUCAUAAGCGGAGUGCUAUCGCUGAUGCUUCCAGAAACCAUGGGGAAGCCUCUGGCGACGACUUGGGAGGAGGCUGCCAGACAGGAUACAGAAAACGAGAGCUCAGGCAAAUUAUUUCCCACAACCAAUAAUACUGCGUUGAAAAACGUAGAAGUGAUUGACUCGGGGGGUUCGGGUCUUGGUGAAUAAAUGUGCCGUACGUGCUAGCGAGCACCGGAGUAAAACAUGGUUUACCAUACUGACUUUGUAUUAGAGGGAUAUUCUUCUCAUCUCCUGAAUGUCAUUUGUAUGUGUCUUUUAAAAAAAAUUUUUGUAAGAAAGUCUUAACACAAUUGUUUUUUGUAAAAGUAAAAAGAAAUAAAACCGAGAUGAGAAUUCUCAUUUUUUACACUGC